UAGCAUGUGUGAGGUGUUGGUCUGUGUGAGGUGGUCUGGAAAAGAGCGUGUCAUAUUCAGCAUGAUCCCUGUGUCCCCGAUAGCAUGUGUGAGGUCUUGGUCUGUGUGAGGUAGUCUGGCAGAGAGCAUGCCACAUCCAGCAUGAUCCCUGUGUCCCUGGCAGCAGUGUGUGAGGUGCCGGUCUGUGUGAGGUGGUUUGGAAAAGAGCGUGUCAUAUCCAGCGUGAUCCCUGUGUCCCCGAUAGCAUGUGUGAGGUCUUGGUCUGUGUGAGGUGGUCUGGCAGAGAGCAUGCCACAUCCAGCAUGAUCCCUGUGUCCGUGGCAGCAGUGUGUGAGGUGCCGGUCUGUGUGAGGUGGUUUGGAAAAGAGUGUGUCAUAUCCAGCGUGAUCCCUGUGUCCCUGGCAGCAGUGUGUGAGGUGCCAGUCUGUGUGAGGUGGUUUGGAAAAGAGCGUGUCAUAUCCAGCGUGAUCCCUGUGUCCCCGAUAGCAUGUGUGAGGUCUUGGUCUGUGUGAGCUGGUCUGGCAGAGAGCAUGCCACAUCCAGCAUGAUCCCUGUGUCCCUGGCAGCAGUGUGUGAGGUGCCGGUCUGUGUGAGGUGGUUUGGAAAAGAGUGUGCCAUAUCCAGCGUGAUCCCUGUGUCCCUGGCAGCAGUGUGUGAGGUGCCAGUAUGUGUGAGGUGUUUUGGAAAAGAGUGUGUCAUAUCCAGCGUGAUCCCUGUGUCCCUGGCAGCAGUGUGUGAGGUGCCAGUUUGUGUGAGGUGGUCUGGAAAAGAGCGUGUCAUAUCCAGCGUGAUCCCUGUGUCCCUGGCAGCAGUGCGUGAGGUGCCAGUCUGUGUGAGGUGGUUUGGAAAAGAGUGUGUUCUAUCCAGCAUGAUCCCUGUGUCUCCGAUAGCAUGUGUGAGGUCUUGGUCUGUGUGAGCUGGUCUGGCAGAGAGCAUGCCACAUCCAGCAUGAUCCCUGUGUCCGUGGCAGCAGUGUGUGAGGUGCCGGUCUGUGUGAGGUGGUUUGGAAAAGAGUGUGUCAUAUCCAGCGUGAUCCCUGUGUCCCUGGCAGCAGUGUGUGAGGUGCCAGUCUGUGUGAGGUGGUUUGGAAAAGAGCGUGUCAUAUCCAGCGUGAUCCCUGUGUCCCUGGCAGCAGUGUGUGAGGUGCCAGUCUGUGUGAGGUGGUUUGGAAAAGAGCGUGUCAUAUCCAGCGUGAUCCCUGUGUCCCUGGCAGCAGUGUGUGAGGUGCCAGUAUGUGUGAGGUGGUUUGGAAAAGAGUGUGUCAUAUCCAGCGUGAUCCCUGUGUCCCUGGCAGCAGUGUGUGAGGUGCCGGUUUGUGUGAGGUGGUCUGGAAAAGAGCGUGUCAUAUCCAGCGUGAUCCCUGUGUCCCUGGCAGCAGUGUGUGAGGUGCCAGUCUGUGUGAGGUGGUUUGGAAAAGAGCGUGUCAUAUCCAGCGUGAUCCCUGUGUCCCUGGCAGCAGUGUGUGAGGUGCCAGUCUGUGUGAGGUGGUUUGGAAAAGAGCGUGUCAUAUCCAGCGUGAUCCCUGUGUCCCUGGCAGCAGUGUGUGAGGUGCCAGUAUGUGUGAGGUGGUUUGGAAAAGAGUGUGUCAUAUCCAGCGUGAUCCCUGUGUCCCUGGCAGCAGUGUGUGAGGUGCCGGUCUGUGUGAGGUGGUUUGGAAAAGAGUGUGCCAUAUCCAGCGUGAUCCCUGUGUCCCUGGCAGCAGUGUGUGAGGUGCCAGUAUGUGUGAGGUGGUUUGGAAAAGAGUGUGUCAUAUCCAGCGUGAUCCCUGUGUCCCUGGCAGCAGUGUGUGAGGUGCCAGUUUGUGUGAGGUGGUCUGGAAAAGAGCGUGUCAUAUCCAGCGUGAUCCCUGUGUCCCUGGCAGCAGUGCGUGAGGUGCCAGUCUGUGUGAGGUUUUUUGGAAAAGAGUGUGUUCUAUCCAGCAUGAUCCCUGUGUCUCCGAUAGCAUGUGUGAGGUCUUGGUCUGUGUGAGCUGGUCUGGCAGAGAGCAUGCCACAUCCAGCAUGAUCCCUGUGUCCGUGGCAGCAGUGUGUGAGGUGCCGGUCUGUGUGAGGUGGUCUGGCAGAGAGCG
This is a messenger RNA of Brienomyrus brachyistius, 2068 nucleotides long. RefSeq lists its product as uncharacterized. Lineage: Eukaryota; Metazoa; Chordata; Actinopteri; Osteoglossiformes; Mormyridae. The transcript has 5 exons. The record is from RefSeq and is a predicted model, not a curated record. Bases 892 to 1968 code for a protein of 358 amino acids.